This is a messenger RNA of Polyodon spathula (Mississippi paddlefish), 1859 nucleotides long. RefSeq names its product histone H2A type 2-B-like. Gene Ontology annotation, cellular component: nucleosome. The coding region runs from base 230 to 610 and encodes 126 amino acids. Lineage: Eukaryota; Metazoa; Chordata; Actinopteri; Acipenseriformes; Polyodontidae. The transcript has 2 exons. The record is from RefSeq and is a predicted model, not a curated record. Gene Ontology annotation, molecular function: DNA binding; structural constituent of chromatin; protein heterodimerization activity.
UUAUUGACCGCUGACGCAGCCGAGCAGCUGCUGUCACUGCGGAUUCAGGAUCUGCGGAGAAUCGCAAGUGAGAGAGCAGGGUGCGGGUUAUAAUUUCUGCAAGUAGAAGAAAACUUGAGACUUUGUCACAGGAGGCAUUUAAAAAAAAAAAAAACGAGGGGACUGGUUGCUAGAAUUUUUUUUUUUUUUUUUGUACGUCUUCGUUUUUUUAAAUAAAAGUUGAAGAAUAAUGUCUGGGAGAGGUAAAGCUGGAGGUAAAGCGAGGGCCAAAGCCAAGUCGCGUUCCUCCAGGGCAGGGCUGCAGUUUCCCGUGGGUCGAGUGCAUCGCUUGCUGAGGAAAGGCAAUUACGCGGAGAGGGUGGGGGCCGGCGCGCCUGUCUAUCUGGCCGCGGUUCUGGAGUACCUGUCGGCUGAGAUCCUGGAGCUGGCCGGGAACGCCGCCCGGGACAACAAGAAAACCCGAAUCAUCCCGCGUCACCUGCAGCUGGCCAUCAGAAACGACGAGGAGCUCAACAAGCUGCUAGGAGGUGUGACCAUCGCGCAGGGGGGCGUCCUGCCCAACAUACAAGCCGUCCUGCUCCCCAAGAAAACGCACACCUCCAAGAAGUAAACCCGGCCCCAUCCACCAGCAGCUCCAGCACAGACUCUUCUGCUGCUGAGUAGCGCUAGGAGUCUUACUAAAUCAUUGCAAGACAGAGCUAUCAAAACAAAGACAAUGUGUGCUUUGUAGCCCUUCUGUUUCAGAUUUUCUUCACCUGGUGUUUGCACCACACACAGUAUGCGCUGUGCUUUUAUGCUGUAUUUGGAAUUAUUAUUAUGGCGAAUAUAUGUAGUAAUAUAUGUAGAUGAUACAUAGCUGUAUAGAUAUUUUUAAGAAAUAUUAAUCAUGGAAGCUGUUCCAAGUUGUAAUUUGGCAAAGAGCAAUGGAAACAUGUAGGGAACGUUACUGGAAAACUUAUAUAUACAUGACUUUGAGUGUAGUAUAUAGAGUAAGCAGAGCUCAAACUUAGCAGACUUCCCAAGGAGCCCUUAUAAAAGUGUUACCAUAGUAAAAGCAUAGAAAAGUGGAAUAAAGCAUACUGCAUGCGUGGUAAAGCAAAGCUAAGCGUUGUUAAGCCUAGUGCAGAGUAUUUAAAAACAUGACAGAUACGUAAGAUAACCAGGGAGCUGCAAGCACCAGCUGAGAGGCUGGGACUGCACUUCAAUUGUAUUUUACUAGACAAAAAAAGAAAAACCUUAAGCAAAAAGCUAUUGGGCUUGAAAUCCAGUUAGCUUAUUGUUUUAUUGCUGCUUAUUAAAAUGUGUUGGAAAAGGCAAUGCAUACAAAAGAAUUUAACAGACAGGACCAGGCUGUGAGCGAGACAAACCACCUCGCUGUGCUCACUUAAAAGAUCAAUUUGUGUCACAGGAGACGACAUCCAGUCUUCUGCACUGGGCUUUGGUUUGCUGAACAGAAAUGUUACAGAGUGUGAAAUGUACUGUAUUUACUGUGAUCAGUUUUGAUGAGACAUUUGAGACGAUGCCUACCCACACACCCAAAAUAAUGACACAUGGCUUCAAAAUAAAACCAGCCAGAGCCUGCAGAAAUCCCUGCCAGAAUCAUGAAGAGUUUGUUUGAAUUCAAUAUGCAGUUUGCUUUGCAUGUUUGAAGAGAUGGAUAGACCUUCAGCCAGUGAGACAGUGAAACUGACCGGGUCUCAAAGGGUCUUCACUGCUGUGUAGAUAGCCUCUACUGAAUUUACACUUUUUGUUGUGUGAAGUGAAAAUCAAACUGCUAUGGGACCCCAUUCUGAAGGAUUCAAAUAAUUGUACCAUUUUUGAACUAGCAAGAAAGUACCCCGAACCAGAACAAUAAUAAU